AUAUGUAUUUGUAGGUAUCAAUGGUAUAAUGAUAAUUGUAUUAAAGAAACAUUAAACAUUGUUCGUAUUUUCACCUCGUCCCCUUGUGUCACUUCUUAGAAAUUUGUCGCAAAGAUCGGACAUGGAUCGAAUUCAAUUUAAAGUAAAUGGCUGUAAAUAUACAGUGGGAAACGAAGUGAGUUCUGAGGUGAUGCUGCUGGACUACCUGAGGGAGUACCUCCAGUUGAGGGGAACUAAGUACAUGUGUCGUCAGGCCGGUUGCGGUGCUUGCAUAGUGGCAGCUAAACGUCCGGACCGUCGUACGAAUGAAGCUGUCAAUUCGUGCAUGGUCCCGAUAACAUCCUGUCAAAAUUGGGAAAUAACAACCAUAGAAGGAGUGGGAAAUAGGAAUAAAGGAUACCACCCUUUACAAAAAAGUCUAGCAGCUAACAACGGUAGCCAGUGUGGUUACUGUUCGCCGGGAUGGGUUAUGUCUAUGUACAGCCUUUUGCAGCAAUACAAAGCCCCAAGAAUGAUAGAAAUCGAAAAACUACUAGGGUCUAACGUCUGCAGAUGUACUGGGUACAGACCAAUUUUAGAUGCCUUCAAAUCUUUCGCUAAAGAUGCUCCGAAAAAUCUAAUUUCUGAUAUUGAAGACUUAGUCAUUUGUAAGAAGACCGGACAGCCUUGCGAUAAUCCAUGCGAUGAAGAAGAUUGGUGCUUGGUGAAUAAAGAGGACGCUGAUGAGCCGAACACGAUUAGGAUAGAAUUGUGUGACGGAAGACUUUUUUUUAAGGUUUUUAAAAUAAGUGAAAUUCUGCGACUAUUGGUAACGGAGAAUUAUGAUUCUUACCAACUUGUUUGGGGAAAUACGGCUAGAGGUGCAUAUCCAACAGAUGUGCGCGCCCAGCUAUUAAUAGAUAUAACGGGGGUAAAUGAAUUAAAGGGAUAUUACUUGGAUCAGAAUCUGGUCAUCAAUGCUGGAACAACCUUGACUGAAUUGAUGAAUAUCUAUAAAAAACUGUCAGAAAAAGAAGAGGACUUUCAAUAUUUAGACCGGUUUUAUGAGCAUUUGGAAAUGGUAGCUCAUGUUGCUGUCAGAAAUUUAGGCUGCAUAGCCGGAAAUCUGAUGAUAAAACAUCAACAUAAUGACUUCCAAUCCGACUUGUUCGUGAUGUUCGAAACUGUUGGUGCACAAUUGACUCUUGUAACAGGACAAGGUAAAUCAAGAAUGGUAACUAUGGGAGAAUUCCUGCAGACAAACAUGCGAGGAACGGUUAUAUUAAACGUUAUGUUGCCUCCUUUGAAUAAGACCUAUUUGGUUACAACUAUGAAGAUAAUGCCUAAAUCCCAAAAUGCGCACGCUAUAGUCAAUGCUGGUUUUCUAUACAAAUUAGCCAAUAAUUCGAUAGUCACUCAAGCCAGGAUCGUCUACAACGGCAUCUCACCGACAUUCGUAAGGGCUUUAGGAACCGAGAAUUUCCUAAUCGGAAAACCGUUGUUUAAAAACGAAACUCUUCAGUCGGCUUUGAACAUUUUGAAGAAGGAUCUGAACGCCACUGAAAUGCCUCCCGAACCAAGCCCAGCGUAUAGACAGCAGCUGGGUUUGGCAAUGUUUUAUAAGGGUCUCUUAUAUUUUUGUCCAUCAAACAACAUAAAUCCGAGGUAUCUCUCUGGAGCUACAUUUCUCCGUAAGGCAAGACCUUUAUCACGUGGAGAGCAAAAUUAUGAAACAAAUGCUGCACUUUGGCCUUUAAAUCAGCCAAUCCCAAAGUUAGAAUCGUUGAUACAAUGUGCAGGUGAAGCAGAGUAUGUGGAUGACAUACCCUCGCUACCUUAUGAAGUAUUUGGUGCGUUCGUUUUAAGUACUGUUGCUCUGGGACAGAUCGCCUCUAUAGACGCUUCAGAAGCUUUGAAAAUGAAAGGAGUUAUAGCAUUCUACACGGCUAAAGACAUUCCUGGAAAAAAUUCGUUCAUUCCAAAAGAAGAGUAUAAUACGUCAGAUGAAGAGAUUCUUUGUUCUGGGGACGUCAAAUACUAUAAUCAACCUUUGGGGAUAAUUGUAGCUGAACUUCAACAUAUCGCUAUAGUCGCUGCUAAAAGUGUUAAAGUCAAGUAUACAAAUAUCCGGAAACCAGUACUAGAUAUUAGUGAUGCUAUAAAAGACCCAAAGAGAAAUUCAAUACUAGUCUCUGUAGACGCAACGACUAGAGGUCAUGAUACCAGACAAGUUGUCAAAGGAAACGCCACUAUUUAUGGGCAAUACCACUUUAGUAUGGAAAUUUUAGUUUGUGUAACGCUUUCAACUGAAGAAGGAUUACAGGUCUAUCCUUCUGUCCAAAAUAUGGAUGGUGUGCAGGCUGUGAUAUCAAAAGCUUUGAAUUUAGACGCUAAUAGGAUAGACAUAAAAGUCCGACGCUUAGGAGGUUCUUACGGUAUCAAGGUCACGAGGUCCAACCAAGUAGCUGUGUCGUGCAGUUUGGUAUCAUUCAAAUUGAACAGGCCAUGUCGCUUCGUACUUCCACUCUCAACUACUACAAGAGCUUACGGAAAGAGAUUUCCGUGUAUUGCUGAUAUGGAAGCUGGAAUAAACCGAAGUGGAAUAAUUCAAUACUUAAAUUUCAAAUUGUACGAAGACAAUGGUUAUAAAGUAAAUGAGAUCAUACCUUCAAUCAGUAGAGAUGUUUAUAAUAACUGCUAUGAAAAAUCUACGUGGUCAUUUCAGUGUAUUAAUACAAUCACCGAUACUGCUAAAAACAGCUGGUUCAGAGCACCUGGCACACUAGAGGCUGUGUCAUUCGUUGAAUUAUUCAUGGACAGAAUUGCCUACGAAGCAAAUUUAGAUCCUAUAGAAUUAAGGCUUGCUAACUUAGAUCCAGAACAUAAAGAUCUAAGAGAAAUGCUUGACACUUUAAUGAAGGAAUCCAAAUAUAAAGAACGAAGAAAAGCAGUUGAAAUUUUUAAUAAGAAUAACAGAUGGCUGAAAAAGGGAUUGCGUUUUAGUUUCUUGAAAUGGGCUAGCACUAUUGCCCCUUAUUUUGAUGUAAAUAUAUCAGUUUAUCAUGUAGACGGUACUGUGUCAUUGACCCAUGGCGGAAUAGAAAUGGGUCAAGGUAUAAACACAAAAGCAGCACAGAUCUGUGCGUAUUUUCUAAAAGUCCCGUUAGAAAAAGUUCAAGUUAAAGCAACGAAUACCAAUACCUGUCCCAACAGCUCUAUUACUGCUGGUAGCUUUACGAUACUUAGUAUAGGAAUAGGUGUUGAGAGGAGUUGCAAAGAUUUGUUGCAGAGAUUGGAACCGAUCAGAUCCAAAAUGCCUUAUGCCACGUGGCAAGAAUUGAUAGCCAAAGCGUUUGAAGAAAAUGUUGAUUUACAAGCUCACGGCUUCGUAAAUAGGAAUGAUGUUGUUGCACAAAAAUAUAAUAUUUACGGUAUAACACUGUCUGAAGUUUUAAUUGAUGUACUUACCGGAGAAUAUGAAGUGCUUCGAGUAGAUAUACUGGAGGAUGUCGGUCAAAGUGUCAGUCCCGAGAUUGAUGUUGGACAAAUAGAAGGGGCUUUCAUUAUGGGCUUAGGAUACUGGACCACAGAGAGACUAGUCUAUGACAAGAAGACCGGAGAACUACUGACCGAUACUUCUUGGACUUACUAUGUUCCACAAGCGCGAGAUAUACCGCAGGACAUGAGAGUUUAUUUCAGAAAGAAUUCUUAUAGUAACCGACCCAGUUUUGGAUCUAAAAUGACCGGGGAGCCGCCAAUGUGCAUGACAAUUUCUGUGCCGCUAGCUAUUAGAGAAGCCAUCACAUCUGCGCGACGAGAAUCCGGGAUACCAUCAACGCAGUGGUUUGACAUUGAUGGGCCGUACAAUUUGGAGAGCGUGUGCUUGUCAUCGGCGACAGACAUUAAAGAUUUCAAAUUUUAUUAAUAAUCACAUUUUACGACGUUUUUUUUUUUUAAUUGUUUUGUGAAAAUAUUAUUCAAGGCUUUGCGAUCGAUGUGUCUAUCAAACUAAUAUUGUAGUUCGUAUUUGAAAAUAUUUAAAUAAACUAAUUUAAUGCUU
Molecule: messenger RNA, 4039 nt
Organism: Bombyx mori (domestic silkworm)
Lineage: Eukaryota; Metazoa; Arthropoda; Insecta; Lepidoptera; Bombycidae
Exons: 17
Coding region: 122-3904 (1260 amino acids)
Molecular function (GO): oxidoreductase activity; FAD binding; iron ion binding
Source: RefSeq, a predicted model, not a curated record